CACAUAUCUUGCUUUCGCGUCUCUUUUGUCAUGGUAUUGAAUCAUGCGUGCCUGUCUUGCGCCACACUGAUACACGUUGUCGUGACUGUCAUGUAUAGUUGCCGUGGCGCGUACCUGUCCAAGCUGUCAAGGUGUCAAGCUACCAACCCAUCACCUGCAUUGCAUGCAUGUACCUGCCCUGCAUAUACUAUAUGUACUGUAGCACGUUGCGCCAAAUACACGCGUCUCACUACCACCCAUCUAUAUCACCACUCCUUCCUCACCUCUCCCCUUCCUAUCUCAAUUCACAGCAAACAACCGGCGUACAACGUACAUACCACCUCUCGUCCCCUCUCCAUUACAUCGACCCCCAAACUCUCACCCAAAAUCUCACUCACCAUUCAACAUCACUCAUCACUCACCAUCAAUUAUAAAUCAUACACCAUCAAGCAUCCGAUCCCAAUUAUCCGAUCUCAGAUCUCAGAUCCCCGAUCCCCGCCCCCAAACACUACACCAAACCAAUUCACCUCUCACCUUCGGCCUUCCCUACAAUUCAUCGCCAGCUAAUCCCAAUGCAGCCAUUGCGGCAAUGCAUUAAGUUUGGCGCCGACCGACCCGGCGGCGGGCCUUUUUUGUUUAAAUGGUUCGAACGGUUAAGUUAGGGUAGGUUAGGUUGAGUUUUGUCCGCGGACCUUUAGUGUUUGGGCAGAGUACUACCUAGUAGAUACGGGCUUAGGUAAGGUAGCUAGGUGGUGG
Molecule: messenger RNA, 735 nt
Organism: Pseudovirgaria hyperparasitica
Lineage: Eukaryota; Fungi; Ascomycota; Dothideomycetes; Acrospermales; Acrospermaceae
Exons: 1
Coding region: 31-546 (171 amino acids)
Source: RefSeq, a predicted model, not a curated record